CUUCCCUCCGGGUUCUCAAUUUUCUUUAAACAUAAACCCUAGACUAGACUCUGAGAUUGAAAUCCAACAAAGAAGAAGAUAAAAAGCGUCUCAAGCUUAAUUACCACGAGAUUGAUUUAUAUCCAACGAAUUCUUUUCCCUCAUUCCCCAAAGAGCUACUUCUAGGGUUGCAGAACAAAGAUUUAGUGGGUGAAUUCUUGGUGUAACCGCCGUGAAACAAUACCAGAUUAAUUCAUGAUUGUUGUUGCUGGGUUGUUUGGAUCACCGGACCAUUCGAUACACAUAUGCUGUCUCAUUAGUCCCAAGUCUCUGUAUCCUUAAGCAUGGCAGUGGAUUUAGUGUAUCCAUUUAUACCUGCAUUUUGGUUUUAAAGCAUAUAGUGUCUACCUCAAAAUGAGGAUGAUCCACACAAAUGCUAGCAAAUGAGGGUGCAAAAUAGGAUGGCUGCUUUCCAAUUUGUGGUAGCAUGGGUUAAAAUAUAUAAAUUGAUAAUAGCUAUGAAGCAUAUACAGAUUUCAUCGGCCAUGGCAUGCUCAAAUUUUGGCUCUUGAUGUUUAACAAUUCUAGGGAAAGUUUCAUGAACACGGAAUGUUUUAGACGUACGUGGACAGUAACAACCUGUAGGGUCAAUUUAGUGAACCCCAAAGGAAGAGUGGAACCAGAUAUUUGAAGAUUGUUUUAGACAUGCGUGGACAGUAACAACCUGUAGACCAGAGUUUAGGGUAAACAAUCUAAGUAAAUACUGAAUGUUACCUCAUGAUUCAGCCAAUGUAUAUAAAUUGUGGGUCUAAUUUAGGUUUUGAAAUUUGGGCGAUUUCACUGAACUAAGAAACCAGAAAUGGCAGAUUUCUAGUUUUGCGAAAAUGUUAAUUUAAUUGAGAAUUUUACUUUUUUGUUGGCAGGUUUAUCUGUUUUAAUACACUGUUACGUCUUGGUUACUCUUUCAAAUGGAUGUGGUAAGGAAGGAUGAAGAGACUGUACUGCGGAAGAGCAAAAAGAAGAAGCACAAGAAAAACAAGGAGAAAAACAAGAAAAGCAAAGAAAUAGAGACUUUAAGUACCUUAGAAGUAAGUAUAGAGGAUAAAAAGAAGCACAAUAAUAGCAAGGAAAUAGAAGCUAUAAGUUCCUCAGAAGUACCUACAGAGAAAAAGAAGAAGCACAAGAGAAACAAGGAAAAAGAGGCUUUGAGCUCCUCAGAAGUACCUAAAGAUGUGGGAGGCGAGAAGGGGUCUGAGGAGAAAGAAGGUGGGUCUGAUUAUGGGAUAGAAGAAAGUGGUAAACGCAAAAAGAAGAAAGACAAGGAAAUAGUUACUGAGUGCAGUGAUGUAGAAUGUGCAACUGAUCAGGCGGCUUCUAAAGAGAAGGAUCACAUUUUUGUGAGUGCUGAGGAUAAUAAUGAGCAUGUGAAGAAGGGGAAGGGUAAAAAAAAUAAAAGAAAGAAUGAAAUGGAGGUGAUUCCGGAGAAACCUGCAUUGAGAAGUCUGGUGGUGAGGCUUAAUCUGGUUCUCGUUCUUCUAAGAAGAGGAACAGAGAGGAGGAAGUGCUAGAUGUAGCUAUAGGAGAGGGGAAGAAGAAAAUAACCAAAUUGGAUGCAAAUAUUGAAAAUAUGAACACGAGCAUUGGAGAUGUUGAAACAGAAAACAAUUUCGGAAGCACGAACGAGCAUUUGAGAAACUCGAGUUCCAAAAAAUCAUCUGAAAGAGUAAAAUUUGCUAGUCAUGUAGAAGUCUUCCAUUCUGAUGACACAGAUGAUCAGGAGGAAAACCCAGGAAAUAAGUUAGUUCGAGGUAAGAGGUUCACGCGGGAAGAAGAUCAAAUACUCAAAGAUGCUGUUCACAAGUAUAUAGAGGCACAUAAAUUGGGUGAGAAAGGCUUGGAUAUGAUUCUGCAGUGCCGAAGACAUCCAAAUAUAAGAGGAUGUUGGAGGGAAAUAGGGGCUGCCUUACCGUAUAGGCCUCUCACAGCAAUAUAUGACAGAGGACAUACUUUGUUUGAGAGGGCAGAGUCACAUGAAUGGACUUCGGAUGAGAAAGCAUUUGUCUUAAAGUUUUAUGAAAAGCAUGGACUAGAUUGGAAAAGCAUGUCCCAGGUCCUUGCAAAGGACAAAAAACAUGUGAAGGACGCAUGGCGUCGGACAUUUCGUGCGGGUCUUGGAAAGGGUAAGUGGACUCAGAUGGAGUAUCAGUCUUUGUUUCAUAUAGUAAACAAGGAUUUGCGAAUGCAUGUGUAUGAGGAAAAGAAAUCAAAGCAUGGCAUGAUACGUGACAAUAUCGGUUAGCAAGCGAUUAGUAACCGUUUAGCUACUCGAACACAGAUGGAUUGCUGUAACAAAUGGUAUAGACAAUUAUCAUCAUCUAUGGUUAAAGAAAAGAUAUGGGCUGACAUAGAUGAUUAUCGAUUGCUGGAUGAACUUCUUAGGCUAGAUGCGUGCUGUGUUGAAGAUGUUGACUGGGAUAAUCUUCUUGAGCAUAGGUCUGGAGAUAUUACUCUGAAACGUUGGAGACAGAUGGUAAAUCACAUUGGUAUUCAUAAAAUUCAAUCCUUUGGAGAACAAGUAGAAGUGCUCGCUAAACGCUAUUGUCCUGAGCUACUUGAAGUCAGAGAAGCUCUUGACAGCAGACCCGUGGUUGAUUGAGGUGUGGAGAUGGGAGCUGCGGGCUCGGCAGAGAGGUUGUCAAGAAGGUCAAGCCCUAAUUCAUCAACGUUUACGAUUGCUCCAACUGUAUGUGGUACAUAUUCUAUGCUCAACUACAUGCAUGUGUCCUUAAGCGUGGGCUCACUGAGAGUAAUAGUUAUACGGGUAAUUCGUUGAUUAACAUGUACCUGAAAUGCGGAUCCAUUGGAGAGUCGGAGACUGUUUUAUGACAUGCUCAGAAGAGAUGUAAUCUCGUGGAAUUCACUCAUCUUAGGUCUUGUGCAGAAUGGGCAUUCUAAGAAAGCGAUAGAAAUUGGAGAGAAGGCACUAAGUUUGGGUAUCUGCAGCCAUGGAGGAUUAGUUGACGAAGGAUUGAGUAUUUUGGUUCCCUGAGUAAAAACUCCGGGGUUGAACCAUUUUUGGAUCAUUAUGUUUGUGUGAUUGAUAUGCUCGAAGGGCAGGUAAAGUAGCUGAAGCACAUAAGUUCUUUUGUGAGAUGCCCAUCUCACUGAAUGCCGUAGCAUGGGCAACUCUUCUCAAUGCAUGGUUCAUGGGAACAAGGCGAUUGGGGAAGUUGCAGCUCGUGAGCUUCGGAUUUUGGAGCCAAGUAAUUCUGCAAGUUAUGUAAUGUUGGGAAUCUAUACCGCAAAACAGGUCAUUUUGAAGAAUCUAGGCAGAUAUUGGAAUUGAUCUACAAGUUUGAUUUAAAAAAGGAAAAGGGAAUUAGUGGGACUCUUUAACUACAAAUUACACAUACAGAGAUGCGAAUUUUGAUGACUACUUAUUAUUUGACAUUGAAUCUACUACAUUAAAU
Molecule: messenger RNA, 3449 nt
Organism: Papaver somniferum (opium poppy)
Lineage: Eukaryota; Viridiplantae; Streptophyta; Magnoliopsida; Ranunculales; Papaveraceae
Product: DNA-binding protein REB1-like
Exons: 10
Coding region: 1607-2278 (223 amino acids)
Source: RefSeq, a predicted model, not a curated record